AUGGAAUCCUAUAAUCACAUAGUUUCUGCUGAGAUUCCUGACAAAAAAGAGUAUCCACACUUGUUUAAAAUGGUUCGCAAACACAUGAUGCAUGGUCCUUGUGGCGACAAAAAUGCAGAUAAUGUGUGUAUGCAAGGUACAAUAGUUAAAAAAUGCAAAAAUCAUUAUCCUAAACAGUGGGCAGAAAAGACUACACAAUAUGAAAAUUCUUAUCCAACAUAUAGGCGGAGGAGCAAUGGAGAAAAGGUAAAAGUUCGAGGCCAUGAAUUGGAUAAUAGAUGGAUGGUUCCAUAUAAUCCUUACUUGUUAGCAAAAUUCAAUUGCCAUAUGAAUGUUGAAAUUUGCUCAACAAUAAAGGUAGUCAAGUAUACUUAUAAGUACAUAUAUAAGGGACAUGAUAAAAUAUACUUUGCUGUGAAUUCAGAUGACAAAUCUAAAGAGAUAGAUGAAAUUAAGGAGUACCAAUCAGCAAGAUGGGUUUCUCCUAUUGAAGCCAUUUGGCGAAUUUACAGAUUUCUCUUAUUUGAAACACAUCCUGCUGUCAUUAACCUUCAGCUACAUCUUGAUUACCAAUCUCUGACCUUCAAAGAUGAUGCUGAUCUUGGAGAUCUUUUGAAAAGUAAAUUUGCUAAGAAAAGUAUGCUAACUGAAUUUUUUCAUAUGAAUGCUACUGAUGAGAGAGCCAAAACAUUGAAAUGCACAUACAAAGAAUUUCCUGAACAUUUUGUGUGGAAACUUGGUAAACGCAUAUGGGAUAUUAGGCAACAAAGAGGUUCAAUAGGCCGAAUUGUUACAGCAAAUCCAAGUGAGGGUGAGAGGUACUUCUUAAGAUUAUUGUUAUUGAAUGUAAAAGGGCCAACAUCAUUUGAUGACCUGAAAACUGUCGAUGGUGUUUAUGUUAAAACCUUUACAGAAGCAGUAAUAAUGAGAGGAUUAUUUGAAUCCAAUAACCCUCAAGAGCAGUGCCUAGAAGAAGUAGCUUUAUACCACAUGCCAUAUAGCUUUAGAAGACUAUUUGCUACUCUAUUAGUUUACUUCACUCCUACUGAUCCAAGAAGUUUAUGGUUAAAAUUCAAAGAAUCUAUGUCAGAAGAUUUCAAUAGAACUUUGAAUUUGUCAAACGAUCAGGUCCAACAUAAAGUUCUCUAUGAGAUUAGCAAGUUUUUAGAGUCAAUGGGAAAAAUCAUUAAUAUGUAUGGAUUAGUACCACAAAUCUUAAAGUUUGAUGAAAUGGAUGGAGGUACAAGAGACACAAAUUCUGAGCUAAACUUUAAAGUCAAUGAAGAAGAUAUUGCUGCUAUCUCUAAAUUAAAUAAAGAUCAAAAAGUAGCAUUUGAUACUAUCAUAGAUGCUGUUUUUGUACACUGCAAAGGGAGUUUCUUUAUUGAUGGGCCUGGGGGAACAGGGAAAACAUUCUUGUACUGUGCGCUACUAGCUGCAGUUAGAUCAAAGGGAUGUAUAGCUUUGGCAACGGCCUCUUGUGGAGUAGCUGCUUCUAUCUUACCUGGAGGUAGAACAGCCCACUCACGAUUUAAAAUUCCUUUAGACAUGAAUCCUAACAACAUGUGCAAAGUAAGCAAACAAAGCUCAUUGGCAAAGUUAUUACAGCAAGCCAAAUUGAUCAUUUGGGAUGAAGCGCCUAUGACACAUAGAGCAGGAAUUGAGGGAGUAGAUCGUUUGCUUAGAGACCUAAUGGAUAACUCUGAAUUAUUUGGGUCAAAAGUGAUGGUAUUUGGUGGUGAUUUUAGGCAAGUUCUUCCGGUAGUUGUAAAAGGGUCAAAAUCAGACUUUAUCGAAGCUAGCCUUAUAAAAUCUUAUAUUUGGCCUCAUCUGCAGAAAUUAAAAUUGAAGGAAAACAUGAGAGCAAGAUUAGAUCCUGAUUUUAGCAAGUACCUUCUUCGCAUAGGUAAUGGAACAGAAAACACAGUUAAAAAUGAAAGUAUUCACACCUCUCAAGCAUUGCUUCUUUGCUAUACAAAUGAAGAAGAAUCCAUAAAUCAAUUAAUUACAACUGUCUAUCCAAACUUCAACAUAUUUUCUCAAAAUACAUACUCAUUAAUUAAUAGAGCAAUUUUAACUACAAAAAAUGAUUUUGUAGAUCAGAUCAAUGAAAAACUGAUACAGGAAUUUCCCAGAACCCCAUUUGACUAUUUAAGCAGAGAUAAAUGUUUAGAUAAUUCGCAGCAAGCAAUUUUAGAGGACUUCAUGAAUAGCCACACUCCAAAUGGUUUUCCUCCACAUCGAUUGACAUUGAAAGAAAAUGCACCAAUAAUGUUGUUGAGAAACAUUGACCCACCAGAAGGUCUAUGUAAUGGAACAAGACUUCUAUGCAAAUCACUUAAACACAAUAUUAUCGAUGCAGUCAUAAGUUCUGGUGAAUUUGCUGGCAAGCAAGUAUUUCUACAUAGAAUUUGCUUUCGUGUUGAAAAUGACCCUAAUUCUCUUAUAUCUUUUGAACGAAUGCAAUUUCCUAUAAGACUUUGUUUUGCAAUGACCAUUAAUAAAGCUCAAGGGCAAACUUUAGAUUAUGUUGGCAUUUAUUUGCAAGAACCUGUUUUUUCACAUGGGCAACUGUAUGUUGCAUUAUCUAGAGCUAAAAAUAGCAAAUCUGUUAAAAUUUUGAUCACGCCUCCUAUAUAUGAUUCAAGUUUAGAUUAUGUGACUCCUAAUAUAGUUUACAAGGAUGUAUUGCAGCUAUCUUGUCAAUAA
Molecule: messenger RNA, 2709 nt
Organism: Coffea eugenioides
Lineage: Eukaryota; Viridiplantae; Streptophyta; Magnoliopsida; Gentianales; Rubiaceae
Exons: 1
Coding region: 1-2709 (902 amino acids)
Biological process (GO): DNA repair; telomere maintenance
Molecular function (GO): DNA helicase activity
Source: RefSeq, a predicted model, not a curated record